Molecule: messenger RNA, 625 nt
Organism: Punica granatum (pomegranate)
Lineage: Eukaryota; Viridiplantae; Streptophyta; Magnoliopsida; Myrtales; Lythraceae
Source: RefSeq, a predicted model, not a curated record
AAAGAAAAAACAAAAAAGGAAAAAGAAAAAGACCUGGCUCUUCUCGUCCCUCGUUCUUCUGUUUUGUGCGCUGCUGGAUCCAUCUCCUCUGUGAAGCGACUGCUCCGUGGGCUGUGAACUCAGCUUCGAUCGAUCGAUCACCCUCGCGUCUCCGUUGUAGAUAGAUUGAAAGCGAGGUGAACAGUAAUCAAAUCAAUUUUUGAGGAUACCACAUGUCGGCGCUCUUCAAUUUUCACUCAUUCCUAACGGUAGUGCUGUUGGGAAUAUGCACGUGUACUUAUGUAAAGAUGCAUUUUCCAGCUAUUCUGGAGCAAAGAACUGGAUUCCGCGGUUUCUUUUGGAAAGCGGCUAGAAUAGGUGAGCGCUUAAGUCCAUGGAUGGCCAUAGGAUGCUUUACAAUGGGCGUAUCAAUAAUCUUUUUCUGACAAUACUAGCCUUUCCUGCACAUUCCGGGAUGUAUUUUCUAAUACGGAACCGAAAAAUGGAACGUGAAAAAUGUAUUUCAAUAUAGCUUCCUUUGCGAUCAACUAUUGCCGUGUGGGAACUCAGUCAUUACCGUUGGGAUAUUCUCCAGUUUGUUGUAUCGUGCCAAUGAUGCGUUGAACUUAGACAUCAGCUAGUUGAA